AUGCAAAAUUUGGUCAUAACCGCUACACUGUACUCCGGCGGGUCGGACAAAACCUCUACACUGUACUCCGGCGGGUCGGACAAAACCUCUACACUGUACUCCGGCGGGUCGGACAAAACCUCUACACUGUACUCCGGCGGGUCGGACAAAACCGCUACACUGUACUCCGGCGGGUCGGACAAAACCUCUACACUGUACUCCGGCGGGUCGGACAAAACCACUACACUGUACUCCGGCGGGUCGGACAAAACCUCUACACUGUACUCCGGCGGGUCGGACAAAACCACUACACUGUACUCCGGCGGGUCGGACAAAACCUCUACACUGUACUCCGGCGGGUCGGACAAAACCUCUACACUGUACUCCGGCGGGUCGGACAAAACCUCUACACUGUACUCCGGCGGGUCGGACAAAACCUCUACACUGUACUCCGGCGGGUCGGACAAAACCGCUACACUGUACUCCGGCGGGUCGAACAAAACCUCUACACUGUACUCCGGCGGGUCGGACAAAACCGCUACACAUUACUCCGGCGGGUCGGACAAAACCGCUACACAUUACUCCGGCGGGUCGGACAAAACCGCUACACUGUACUCCGGCGGGUCGGACAAAACCGCUACACUGUACUCCGGCGGGUCGGACAAAACCUCUACACUGUACUCCGGCGGGUCGGACAAAACCGCUACACUGUACUCCGGCGGGUCGGACAAAACCGCUACACUGUACUCCGGCGGGUCGGACAAAACCUCUACACUGUACUCCGGCGGGUCGGACAAAACCUCUACACUGUACUCCGGCGGGUCGGACAAAACCUCUACACUGUACUCCGGCGGGUCGGACAAAACCGCUACACUGUACUCCGGCGGGUCGGACAAAACCGCUACACAUUACUCCGGCGGGUCGGACAAAACCGCUACACUGUACUCCGGCGGGUCGGACAAAACCUCUACACUGUACUCCGGCGGGUCGGACAAAACCGCUACACUGUACUCCGGCGGGUCGGACAAAACCUCUACACUGUACUCCGGCGGGUCGGACAAAACCGCUACACAUUACUCCGGCGGGUCGGACAAAACCGCUACACUGUACUCCGGCGGUUCGGACAAAACCGCUACACAUUACUCCGGCGGGUCGGACAAAACCUCUACACUGUACUCCGGCGGGUCGGACAAAACCUCUACACUGUACUCCGGCGGGUCGGACAAAACCUCUACACUGUACUCCGGCGGGUCGGACAAAACCUCUACACUGUACUCCGGCGGGUCGGACAAAACCGCUACACUGUACUCCGGCGGGUCGGACAAAACCGCUACACAUUACUCCGGCGGGUCGGACAAAACCGCUACACUGUACUCCGGCGGGUCGGACAAAACCUCUACACUGUACUCCGGCGGGUCGGACAAAACCGCUACACUGUACUCCGGCGGGUCGGACAAAACCUCUACACUGUACUCCGGCGGGUCGGACAAAACCGCUACACAUUACUCCGGCGGGUCGGACAAAACCGCUACACUGUACUCCGGCGGGUCGGACAAAACCGCUACACAUUACUCCGGCGGGUCGGACAAAACCUCUACACUGUACUCCGGCGGGUCGGACAAAACCGCUACACAUUACUCCGGCGGGUCGGACAAAACCGGCUACACUGUACUCCGGCGGGUCGGACAAAACCGCUACACAUUACUCCGGCGGGUCGGACAAAACCGCUACACUGUACUCCGGCGGGUCGGACAAAACCGCUACACUGUACUCCGGCGGGUCGGACAAAACCGCUACACUGUACUCCGGCGGUCGGACAAAACCGCUACACUGUACUCCGGCGGGUCGGACAAAACCUCUACACUGUACUCCGGCGGGUCGGACAAAACCGCUACACUGUACUCCGGCGGGUCGGACAAAACCUCUACACUGUACUCCGGCGGGUCGGACAAAACCGCUACACUGUACUCCGGCGGGUCGGACAAAACCGCUACACAUUACUCCGGCGGGUCGGACAAAACCUCUACACUGUACUCCGGCGGGUCGGACAAAACCGCUACACUGUACUCCGGCGGGUCGGACAAAACCGCUACACAUUACUCCGGCGGGUCGGACAAAACCGCUACACUGUACUCCGGCGGGUCGGACAAAACCGCUACACAUUACUCCGGCGGGUCGGACAAAACCGCUACACUGUACUCCGGCGGGUCGGACAAAACCGCUACACUGUACUCCGGCGGGUCGGACAAAACCUGA
Messenger RNA from Procambarus clarkii (red swamp crayfish), 2235 nucleotides. NCBI's taxonomy places the organism in Eukaryota, Metazoa, Arthropoda, Malacostraca, Decapoda, Cambaridae. The record is from RefSeq and is a predicted model, not a curated record.